Molecule: messenger RNA, 591 nt
Organism: Wyeomyia smithii (pitcher-plant mosquito)
Lineage: Eukaryota; Metazoa; Arthropoda; Insecta; Diptera; Culicidae
Exons: 1
Coding region: 1-591 (196 amino acids)
Source: RefSeq, a predicted model, not a curated record
AUGUUAUCACUGCGUAUUGCAUCGAGAUUCAACGAAACUGUCGUCAUUGCAACUGACGCUUACGUUCUUGGGAAAUUAACAUCGGCUAUUCCAUCGCAACCAUUUAAACUGAGCAAUAUGAAAUUGCAGGAAAAUCUCAAUGAGCUGGCGGACCCUGGGUUCAACCGGCCAGCUUCCAUUGAUGUCAUUCUGGGAUCUGACGUCUUUCUUACACUUCUUAAUGGUAGUCAAGUCGAAGACGAAUGCGGCCUUACGGUGGCCCUACGCACAAUCUUCGGAUGGAUUAUCGCGGGUAGAUACAAUGCAGCCGAUUCAAUUCAUAGUAGUUGUGCAAUCGUAAGUUUACACACUGAAGUGGAUCUGAAUAAUACCUUACGACUUUUCGGGGAACAAGAGGAGCUUCAUCGCAAACCAAAGCUGACUUCUUCGGAAACAAAGGUAAAAGAACAUUUUAACUCUACUUUAACUCGUAACGUGAAUGGGCGUUUCAUUGUGCGUUUGCCGUUCGACAAUUCGAAACCGCCUCUUGGAGAAUCAUUAACUGUUGCUAUGAAGCGGCUCAAAUCAAUACAGAAGCGGUUUGAGUCCUGA